AUGGACCCGCGUUCUUGGUUCAGCAGCCUGACGGGCUACUUUGUCUACAUCCUGUCCAUUGCGACCCUCGGCCCGCUCCUCUUCGGCUUUCACCUGUCUGAGCUGAACGCGCCCGAAGAUGUCAUCCGCUGUAAACGCAAGUCCAUCACGUCGGCCGUCGCUGGCCCGAACCUCCCGCAAUGCAUCGAGAUGAGCCCAACCGAAUGGGGCGUCGUGGGAUCGCUGUACACAUUGGGAGGUCUGGUAGGAGCGCUUUCAGCAGGGCCAGUGGCAGGCAAAUACGGCCGCCUCAGGUCUAUGCAGCUAUUUUCCAUCUUCUUCGCCGUGGGCCCGAUCUUCGAGGCGCUGAGCCCAAACAUUGGAGUCAUGGCGUUUGGAAGGCUGUUGUCAGGAGUCGGUGCAGGCGCGGCCGUCGUCAUUGUGCCCCUCUACAUCUCUGAGAUUGCACCGCCGGGCGAGAAGGGCUUCUUCGGUGCCUUUACCCAGAUCGGGUGCAACGUGGGCAUCCUGAUCACGCAGUUGCUGGGUUACUUCUUGAGCCACGACUCUUACUGGAGGCUCAUCUUGGCUAUUGGAGGUGUCAUCGGUGCUGUACAAGGCGCCGGACUGCUGCUGUCGGUCGAGAGCCCAAAGUACAUCGCAGAGCAGGGUAGUGUCUCGCUCGCGAAGAAGACUUUGCGCAAGAUCAGGGGAGAACAUGCAGACAUUGAAGACGAGAUGAACGACUGGGGAGUCUCGGGCUCCGGCAACGUCAGUGAGGAGGAGCAGACACUACUGAGCAACCAAGAUGGGUCGGCUGAGGCGAGGCCCAAGGAGUCAGGCAAAGAACAGACGCUGAGCAUCAUGCAAGUCUUCCGCCAUCCUGACUAUCAAAAGGCCGCCAUUGCCGUUGUCAUGGUCAUGCUGGCCCAGCAAUUCAGCGGCAUCAACAGCAUCGUCAUGUACGGCGUGUCGCUCCUAGCAGGCUUACUCGAGUCCAACUCUGCGCUGCUCAACCUUGCCGUCUCAGCGCUCAACAUCAUCGUCACCGCCGGCUGCGCGCCCCUUGCUGACAAGCUGGGUCGCAAGGUCUGCCUGCUCAGCUCCCUUGCCAUCAUGGGAACGAGCUCGCUGCUACUUGCUAUUGGUAUCAUCAAGUCGAUCUCUGUCCUUUCCGCAGUUGCUGUCCUGCUGUUCGUAUCCGGCUUCGCUGUUGGUCUUGGCCCGGUGCCCUUCAUCCUAGCGAGCGAGCUGGUGGGCCCGGAUGCUGUCGACGCAACACAAAGUAUUGCGCUCGGAGCCAACUGGAUCGCUACAUUCAUUGUGGCACAGUUCUUCCCGCUGGCAAGCGCAAAGCUGCACGGAUAUGUCUACUUCAUUUUCGCGGCACUGUCAGCGUUCUUCUUCGUUUUCAUUACGUGGUUUGUGCCCGAGACGAAAGGCAAGAAGAACGCAGACGAGGUUUGGGGUAGGGAGCGCCGGGGCCGAUUUUGUCGAUUCUGGUACAAGGUCGAGCAGCCCGCUACGUCACCGGCAAAGCGCCUUCGCACAAUUUCUUCACAAUCCAAGCCAAUUCCCUCUCUACGUAGUGGUCAUCUCGAAAAUGCCGAAGAUCCUGAAGCCGCAUUCUUGGCCGAAUUAGCAAUUGCCUGGGAUGCACAGAAAGAGGCACUUUCGAACGCAGAGCUGAGCGCCGGGCGAGACGGCUUCGACUUCCAGACGUCACAGCUCGAGGCAGAGACGCCGGAACGGGUCGCAAACGGCGAUGAACACCACAGCCCGCCGCCCUCGAUAAUAUCGCCCGCCUUCACGCCUCCAGCGACACCGGGCGUCUCGACCCCCUCGCGGCCCCGGCCACCCCGCUCCAUACCAGUCGAUACCUCAGUGCGCACCGACACGCCGCGGCCGGAUCUGCUGCCCAAGCUGCCCACAGUCGAGUGCGAAGUGCGUGCGCGGAUACCCACAACCACGGGGCACGAGAUGUGGCUGCACGUGUACAGGAACAGCGUAGACACCAAGGAGCACCUGGCAAUUGUCUUUGGGAGCCAAAUACGCUCGAGAUCGCUGGAUGCAGAGCGCCCGGGAGAGACGGAGCUAGACCGCAUGACGAGAGGCGCAUACGUAGGACGCCUGUACCCGGGGAGAACCAGCUCGCGGGUUGAGCAGCUCAAGAGGCAGGAGGGCGUGCCCACGAAGCGCAAGCCCGACGCCGACUCGGCGCACGUGGAUAAGAGCAACGGCCUGCUGUCGCCAGCCUCUGCAUCCUCAUCCGAGAACGGCGACGUGCAGCCAGCUUCCUCGCUAGAAUUACCUAUGGUCCGCAUACACUCCGAAUGCUACACGGGCGAGACUGUCUGGUCUGCGCGCUGCGACUGCGGUGAGCAGCUCGACGAAGCCGCGCGGCUUAUGGCCGAUCCUACUCUGUCACCUUCUGGUGGUGCUAUUAUCUAUCUCCGCCAAGAGGGUCGUGGUAUUGGUCUAGGCGAAAAGCUCAAGGCAUACAAUCUGCAAGAUCUAGGCAACGACACAUACGAAGCAAACAUCAUGUUACGGCAUCCUGCAGAUGCGCGAAGCUACGGCUUGGCCACGGCUAUGCUCAUGGAUCUGGGCUUAGACGGAGACAGAGGGAUUAGACUUUUGACCAACAACCCAGAUAAAGUCCAUGCUGUCGAGGGGCCGAAUAGAGAAGUCGUCGUGAGGGAGCGCGUCGCCAUGGUUCCGCUUGCGUGGAAAACAGGCGGCAUGAAGGGCAUCAAGAGCGAAGAAGUAGAGAAGUAUCUUAGUACCAAGAUCGAAAAGUUCAAGCACAUGUUAGAUCAGAAAUAA
Molecule: messenger RNA, 2805 nt
Organism: Alternaria ethzedia
Lineage: Eukaryota; Fungi; Ascomycota; Dothideomycetes; Pleosporales; Pleosporaceae
Exons: 6
Coding region: 1-2805 (934 amino acids)
Biological process (GO): monosaccharide transmembrane transport; riboflavin biosynthetic process
Cellular component (GO): membrane
Molecular function (GO): GTP cyclohydrolase II activity; hexose transmembrane transporter activity
Source: RefSeq, a predicted model, not a curated record